Messenger RNA from Dioscorea cayenensis subsp. rotundata (Guinea yam), 1912 nucleotides. RefSeq names its product probable LIM domain-containing serine/threonine-protein kinase DDB_G0287001. Gene Ontology annotation, molecular function: protein kinase activity; ATP binding. NCBI's taxonomy places the organism in Eukaryota, Viridiplantae, Streptophyta, Magnoliopsida, Dioscoreales, Dioscoreaceae. The record is from RefSeq and is a predicted model, not a curated record. Gene Ontology annotation, biological process: protein phosphorylation.
UUUCAUUGUGUGAAGUGAUGCCGAUGGCUGCGGCGCUGGAGUGCUGGUCGGGCCGGCCGAGCACGGACGAGGACAUGGUCGAGCAAGUCCUCAUGAAGACCCACGACCGCUCCGAGGCCUUCAACGCCACCACCACCACCACCACCUCCUCCUCCUCAUCAUCAUCCUCCUCCCCCACCCAUCCUCACCAUCCUGCCCAACCUAAGAAAUGGCAACGCCUCGCCGGCGCCGCCAUUGCUGCCCUCAAGAGCUCCCUCAACCUUGACUCUCCUCGUGACCCUUCCACCUCCUCCACUACUACUCGCAUUGAUCGCCUCCUCUGGGGCGCCGUCGUUCGCAACCUCACCCAGCUCUACCCUGGCAGCCAACUCCCUGAACGCCUCAUCGCCAACAUCCGCCGCCACUUCGACUCCCUCCCUACCAGCUACUCGCAGGCGGGGUUUGAGAUGAAGGACGUGCUCCUCCAUGUCCGGUUGAUAGAUCAAGCCAUUUCCGAUGAUCACCCCGCGCUCCAUGUUCAACGAGACCAGAACGAUGUUGGGGAGGAGGGUGUCUUCUUCAAGCUGACAUUCGCCAGCAACUCCUCUCUUUCAUGGCCAGCGAUGUCCAGCGCGCUCGAGAACUCCUCGAUCUGCUGCAAAAGGAUUCAGAUCUUCGAGAAAAAGGGGGUUUCCCUCGGUGUCGUCACGGUGCUCGUUCAAUCCGGCAGCGAGAAGCAAUUCAAAUCAAGGAUCGAGGCCGCGUUGAAAUCGGCCUCGAAGAAGCCGAGGAACGCCGGUGUGAAGCUUCCAUUCGGGCUUUGCGGGUGCCAAGACGAGAGCUCGAACACUUGUGAAGAGGAUGCCGAUUCCGGGCUUGCCAUCGAGGCUGAGAUAGUCCGCCGUGUUGAUCUCCAAGUUCCUUUGCCUGAAACCUCAAUCGUCGUCGCCAUUGACGAAUGGCAAACCAUUCGAUCAGGAGGGGAAGAGCUCGGGCGGUGGCUGCUGAACUCCGACGAAGUCGAGAUCGCCGAACGCGCCGGUCCCAAUUCAUUCAAAGGGAAUCUCAGAGCAAAGAGAGUGCACAUCCAAAAGCUAAGAGGAUGCGAAAGAGGAAGUGCUUAUGAGAUAGAAAUCCGCAAAGAUUUGCUUCAACUCAUGAGCUGUGGGCAUAAGCACAUUCUCCAAUUCAAUGGCAUUUGCAUUCAGGACAACCAUGGCCUUUGUGUGGUUACUAGAUUGAUGGAAGGUGGAUCAGUGCAUGAUGUGAUUCAGAAGAACAAGAAGAUGGCUUGUAAAGAUGUCAUCAAGAUUGCUUUGGAUGUUGCAGAGGGUCUCAUGUUCAUGAACCACCAUGGAGUUGCUUACAGAGAUUUGAACACACAUAGGAUUCUGUUGGAUAGGCAGGGGAAUGCUUGUCUUGGAGAUAUGGGCAUUGUCACUUCUUGUAGGAAUGUUGGAGAGGUCACUGAGUAUGAGACGGCCGGAUACCGGUGGCUCGCCCCCGAGAUAAUUGCUGGGGAUCCUGAAAGUGUAAGUGAGACUUGGAUGAGCAAUGUGUACAGUUUCGGAAUGGUGAUUUGGGAAAUGGUCACUGGGGAGGCGGCAUACUCUUCCUACUCCCCAGUCCAGGCAGCAGUAGGAAUUGCGGCAUGUGGACUGAGGCCGGAUAUACCCAAAGAUUGCCCUCAGGUUCUAAGGUCACUGAUGUCGAAAUGCUGGAACAAUUGCCCUUCUAAGCGACCCCAAUUCUCAGAGAUAAUCUCAAUCCUCUCCAAGCACAGCAACAAAUGAUAUGUUUUUCUCUGCUGUAGAGUUACAUUUAGUAGUUGUGUAAACUAUAAACAGCGGUUCUUGUAUUAGUGUUUCUACCUUAAAAUUUCCAUGUGAAUGCUAUCCUUCAAGAUAGUGUACAACGAUUAUGUUUAGGAUCA